This is a messenger RNA of Symbiodinium natans, 867 nucleotides long. The record is from the annotation of a GenBank genome assembly. Lineage: Eukaryota; Dinophyceae; Suessiales; Symbiodiniaceae.
AUGCUCGCAAUACCGUGCGGCCAUGGCUUGGGCACAGCCUUGAUGCAGCCGCAGGUGACUCAGGUGACCACGCGGUCCUGCGUGACGGCGCCCUGGUCAUCCCGGUCAUUGCGAGGGGCAGGCCUGGCCUUGAGCGCGGGCGGCCAUGGCGUGAGUGGUCGGCGCAGCGCGCUGUCAGCAUGGCUCUGUGGCCUGGGAUGUGCGGCUGGAUGUGCAUCCAUUCCCCGGCGGGCACGCGCAAGCACUGGGUCCAGCGAGGCGGUGCUUUGCAAGAACGCGGACCUCUCCGUGGCCUUUCCUGUCUGGAAAGGGGACCAAACCCGCGAGGCUACGGAGGAGCUGCUUCAAGAAAGUGGAGGAAGCGCCGCUGCCGGUGCGGAGGCAGACUGGGCCGGCCUCUGGCGUGUCAGCUACGCGCCGCACAUCCGCACACUGGGGUCCCUUGCCCUCACACAACUGGAUGUGUACUAUGACAUUGCCUGCACAUCGGCUGGCGCAUCCCCGGAGAUCCGGUCCUUUGUUCGAUUCGAGGCCGGGGGACCGCAAGGGCCAUUUGGCAGUGGCUGGCUCAAUGCGGCGGGAACACUUUCAACCAUUGGUACUGAUGAGGUUGAGGUGAACUUUUCGGAGUUCUGGAUCGAUUUCAACACAAGACUCCCGCGACCGGCGUUGGAGGAUGCCGAUCGCCUGGGUAGCGACCUGGCAAAAGUCUUCUUCGUGCGCGAUCUCAGCCGCUUCCCGGUGCGCAGCCUCAACCUUCAGACUGGUGUCACAGUUUUCCGUUUCCCCCCCUUGGGGGUGGAGAUCUCCGCCUGUCGCGUGGGAGCCAGCGGCGCAGCCCUGCGGCCGCUGAGUGAUGCACGCUGA